Molecule: messenger RNA, 1400 nt
Organism: Sapajus apella (tufted capuchin)
Lineage: Eukaryota; Metazoa; Chordata; Mammalia; Primates; Cebidae
Gene: CISD3
Product: CDGSH iron sulfur domain 3
Exons: 4
Coding region: 215-658 (147 amino acids)
Cellular component (GO): intracellular membrane-bounded organelle
Molecular function (GO): 2 iron, 2 sulfur cluster binding
Source: RefSeq, a predicted model, not a curated record
GGCCGCGCGCCGGGCGUUUCGCGGCCAGGCCCGCCCGGCAGGGGGCGCUGGGACCGACCGCUCAAGCCCGGGCUUCCGGACCCGCCGGCCCUUGCCUCCGCCCUCGCAGAACCCCGCGGCGUCUUCCGGAGCCUGACUGGCCGGGGACAGAGGGGGCGGGGAGCUGACCCGGAGUGGGCGAAGCCGGCGGGCGGGCGCGGCGCUGGAGCCAACUAUGCGUGCCAUGGGGGCGAUCCUGCGGCGCGCGGCGCGCGGCGCCCGGGACCUGAACACGCGGCGGGACGUCUCCUCCUGGCUGGCCCGGUGGUUCCCCAGAACCCCAGCCAGGUCCGUGGUGGCCCUGAAGACACCCAUCAAGGUGGAGCUGGUAGCAGGGAAAACCUACAGAUGGUGUGUGUGUGGCCGCAGCAAGAAGCAGAAAACUCAUCCUUCUCAGUUUAUGGGACUUCCUGGCUGCCUGUCACAGCUUGCUGUCUUCUCAGCUUCGCUGCCUGCCCCCACCUGCUUCCCCUUCUGCCCAGGAGCAUUUCGUCCCAGCAGGAACCGGCCCACAUUGUUUGCCUCCCUGGCCCCUUUCCUUCCUGAGAGACCUCAGACCUGUGUUCCUUCAAGCUAUGUGGCGUGGUGUCAGCAGCCCAGGGUCCUGGGUCCCACUUAGGUCUACACACCUCUGCCUCAAGCCCUCUUUAAGACAAGCUGCUGCUUUCUGUUUGCACACUUCUCUCACCUCUCCUCCCAUCCCACCCUGACUCCAAUGUCAAUAGGCCUUGGUUCAGCUAGGCAAGGGGUGGCUCACACCUGUUAUCCCAGCACGUUGGGAGGCCAGGGCAGGAGGAUCUUUCCAGCCCAGGAGUUCAAGAACAGCCUGGACAACAAAGUUGAGAUUUCGUUUCUACAAAUGCCUCUACCCCGACCAAAAAAUAGCAUGGCAGUGCACCUGUGUUCCCAGCCACACUGGAGGCUGAGGAAGGAGGACUGCUUGAGCCCGGAAGGCUGAGGCUACAGUGAGCUGUGUUUGCACCACUGCACUCCAGCCUGGGCAACAGAGCAAGACCCUUUCAGAAAAAAAAAAAAAAAAGGCAUUGGCACCAGUUCUGCCUCUAACUAGUAAGGCAUAUCAUCUCUCUGGGCCUGUUUCCAUUACCCAGUCUCUGCUUGAGCAGCUUCUGGGAUGGGGAGUGCACUCUGGUGCCAGGCAGCCAGUUUGCUAUGGGGCAUCCCCUCCUCCCUGUAACCUUCACUCCCUGUCACAUGCCCAGUUGUUCCAUGGAGCCAACAAGGAGACUCAGAGCCAUUCACAGACACACACACACUCCUGUUAGUGUCCUGGCCCUCUGGUUGCCCCGGAUACUAAUGCUGUGAACACUCUACAUACUUACCAGACACUUAGUACAGGCAAA